UUUAAGGUUACAAAUUACAAUAAAAUUACAAAUUAUUAUUGUUGAUAGUACAUGUCUAAAAAAAAAAUAAUUAAUAAUAAUAUUUAACAAUGAAUUCAAGAGUGUUAAUAAGUGAAAAAGGCAUUGGAUUAAAUGUUGGAAUUUAUCGACUUUUGUUAAAGCAAUGUUAUUCAACAAAAGAUGUAAAUAAAAUUGAUGAUGUUGAUGCUGAUGAGACUCCAAAAUAUCUUGAUUAUAAAACACCUGAAGAACAAGAGGCAUUAUUAAAAAAAAGAAAUAAAUCAAAUUUACGACCACAAGAUCGUAAUAGAAUAAUGGGUGUAAAACCAUAUACAGAAAGUAUGUUAUGGAUUCAUGAUACUGUUCGUUUUAAGCAAAGAACUGUUGGUAGAUAUGGCAUUGAUUCAUUGGAUGUACCAGUUGGUUCAAUUUGGCCAACAAAAGAAGAAAUUGAUGAUAAAAUUGAUUAUGAAAAUACAGGAUAUCCUUUGUCAGUACAAGAACGUUGGAAACUCAUUGAACAACGUCACAAAGAAGCAGAAGAAAAAAUACAAAAAAGAGAAAUGGAAAUUGCAAAAAAUAUGUCAAUGGUUGAUAAAUGGCAAAAAGAUUUAACUGACAAAAUUAAUAAAAAAGAAAGAGAAAUGCUUGCAGCAAAAGAACGUAAAGAACGUCUUGUAGAAGAAGUACGACGACAAUUUGGAUUUAAAAUUGAUCCUCGUGAUGAAAGAUUUAAACAAAUGAUUGAAAUGAAAGAAAAAGAAGAUAAAAAAUUAAAGAAGGCAGCAAAAAAAGAAGAAAGAUCAAAAAAAAUUAUGGCACAAUUGAUGGAACAAUCAAAAAGUGUUACAACAAAAAAAGAAGAACAACCUAAAAGCUCAGAAAAACAACAACAAAAUGAAUAA
Molecule: messenger RNA, 905 nt
Organism: Aphidius gifuensis
Lineage: Eukaryota; Metazoa; Arthropoda; Insecta; Hymenoptera; Braconidae
Gene: CRIF
Product: growth arrest and DNA damage-inducible proteins-interacting protein 1
Exons: 3
Coding region: 90-905 (271 amino acids)
Cellular component (GO): nucleus
Source: RefSeq, a predicted model, not a curated record